Messenger RNA from Aspergillus mulundensis, 753 nucleotides. RefSeq lists its product as uncharacterized. The record is from RefSeq and is a predicted model, not a curated record. NCBI's taxonomy places the organism in Eukaryota, Fungi, Ascomycota, Eurotiomycetes, Eurotiales, Aspergillaceae. Gene Ontology annotation, molecular function: agmatinase activity; metal ion binding. The transcript is spliced from 3 exons. The coding region runs from base 1 to 753 and encodes 250 amino acids.
AUGUCGCAGCACCGACAACCCCUCCAUAAACCCCUUCACCUCGUGGGCCACGGUCGUCGACUGCGGGGACAUCGCAAACACCCCCUUCGACAAGCUGGCGGCCAUCAAGCAGCUGCAGAAUGGCAUGGAGACCAUACUGUCCGGCGAAACAAGCAGCCUCCCCGUCCUCCGAGCCCUGUACAAGAACAAAGCCCCAUCGCAGUGCUCCACUUCGACUCGCACCUCGACUCCUGGGACCCGAAAGUCCUGGGCGGCGGCAUCUCGAAAUGCAGCGACAUUAACCACGGGUCCAUGUUCCAUAUCCUGGCCGAGGAGGGUGCUCUUCUACCAGACGCAAACGUGCACCUGGGCACUCGGUCGAUGCUCUUCGAUGCUACCGCGGACUUGGAGAAUGACGCGCGGUGUGGAUUUUCAAUCAUCAGGGCGUCGGAUAUCGAUCGGAUUGGGGUUCAGGGUAUUAUUGAGCGGGUCGGAGAUAUUGUGGGAGAUAUGCCGGUUUAUGUUAGCAUUAACGUGGAUUCACUGGAUCCGGCAUAUGCACCUGCAACAGGGACUCUGGAGAUAGGAGGCUGGUCGACCCGUGAGAUGGUCCAGGUGCUGAGGGGUCUGGCUGCGGCGGGGAUCAAGAUUGUGGGAGGCGAUGUGGUGGAGUUCUCGCCGGUGUAUGAUAACACGGCUGGGACGACGGGCAUGGCGGUGGCGCAUAUUGUGUAUGAGUUGCUAAUGUGGAUGGUCCAAGUGCCUGUCACAUAA